AACUUCAAAAAGUUCAACAGCAUCAACUACGAAAAACACUCGAACAAAGACGUCUUUGGCUUUGUCAAGCUCUAUCUGCUGAAGAAGCUCGACUGUCUGGUGGACAAGUCUCUUUUGGAGACGCUUAUUGGGCCAGAGUACAAGAAAACAGACAUUCCCAGAAUCAUCCAGAGCAUAUACAGGAAGAACAGUGCGUACUCCAUUCAGAUCAUUCAGCUGCUGUUUUGUCUCAUGAUAUACGCACACCAGAGCCACCACAUCAACAACAUAAGCGAGAUAUGCCUGGUGAAUACGUUUAUUCCGAUGUUCUUUGGAGACAGCACAGUUGCAAAGCUGAAGAAGAAGAGCCCGGAUAAGUACUUUACUCUUGUCAAGCGGUGGAGCGAAAUAAUAAAAUAUUUGCCAAAAGGCACUGUGGGCUAA
Molecule: messenger RNA, 423 nt
Organism: Nematocida minor
Lineage: Eukaryota; Fungi; Microsporidia
Exons: 1
Source: RefSeq, a predicted model, not a curated record